AUGAGCCGCGUCGAAAAGCGUCUGAAAUCGGCCCGCUCGCGCCCAGUGUCCUGUCAGUUUUGUCGGUCGCGGAAAUUGCGAUGCAGCCGACAGUUCCCUUGCCCGAAUUGCACUAGUCGCGGUAUCACCUGUGAUGUGGAUGCGCCAACAGCUGCGUCAAUCAACGGAGCUCUCGAGCAAGCCACCGAUACACCGUCGGGUACAUUCCAGCAAGGUGUCCUAUCGCGUUUGCAAAGAUUAGAAGAAAUCGUGAUAAGCCAGGGUGAACCUUCAAAUACUCCCUCUAUCCAAACGGGUUCACAACCAUCACCGCCUGCACUACGAACAGGCGAUUUCUUUACCGGAGAACAAUAUAAUUCGCUUGAUCUCAACUGGAUCGAAGGGGAGGUCACAUACCCCACCACAAUGAGCUCCCUUGUGUCUUAUGAGCUGGUGUUCAAGACAUGCUGCAUCAAAUCAGCGGGCCUUUCUGACUUGGUAGUGUACCAAACAUCCCCGGGGGAUAUACCGACGCGAACCAUCUGGCUUCCACUCUAUGAGGAAGCAAAACAGAUUGUCGACAAAUACCUUACGGAGAUCACAUAUAUUCACCACAUAGUCCAUGCCCCAUCCGUGCGUGCAAUGGUCGAGGAUCUCUAUCAGAAUCUCAAUAAUCAAAAGCCCAUCAAAAUUGGCCAAGUGUCUCUUCUCCUGGCGAUCUUAGCCAGUACUACUUUCUUCUGGACGGAGCGUGACAUGGACACGCCCGUAUUUUCCUCGGUCGAAGAAACCAACGGCCAGUUCACGAUGUGGGCAAAGCUUGCCCUUGAGGUGUUAGAGUACUCUCGCCGUACACGCUCUGAUUCCCUCGAGGAUGUGCAAGCGACCAUCAUCGUGUGUUUUGCCAUCUGCAACGUCGUCGGAAUCACAUCGCAAGUCCGAUAUCUCUUCUAUACGGCCAACUCGGUGGCAUGGCAACUGGCCCUGCAUCGUAUUGACCAUCCACACAAUGCGAAAAAUACAGAACAUGAAUUUCUAUCUCCGAACACCGUGCGUGCAGAAAUCGGAAGACGAGUGUGGUGGUAUCUUGUUGCGUCAGACUGGCAGGUAUCGCAAUUCGCAAGCCCCCAGAAGGGAAUAUAUUCGAUCAAUCCGCAGCACAUGGCCACCAACAAGCCUCUCAAUGCAAACGACGAAGAUCUCGUCGAUGGGAUAGAAGGCGUCGGCAAGCCCAUCAACCAACCCACUUCCAUGUCGUACUCCCUUCAACGAAUUCGACUAGGAGAACUGUGUCGAGAAAUCUGUGACAGUAUUCCAUUUACAGAGAUUGGAUCCGAAGAAGCAGGGUAUGAACGAAUGCGAGACAUCGACAUGAAACUUCGCGAAAUGGCGCAUACUUUACCACCAUUUUUCUCCUUGGACUUUAACAGCAAUGAACUUCCCGAGACAGACCAACGCAGGGCGCCCGGCAUCAUUAUUCAGCGAUACAUCAUCAACUCCCUACUCCAUGCACAGAGAUGCAGAUUACAUUUGCCGUACCUGUCACGAGCCGCGGCGGAUCCGACGUACGCUUAUUCGAGGGAUGCAUGCAUGGAGGCCGCGCGUAUGGUCAUUCGCACCGAGCGACAACUGGCAACAGAAAAUCUUCCUUUUGUAUUGGCACGCCUGAAAUGCUCGGGUAUGUUGCACUGCGUUUGCAUUGCCAUCAUCGUCCUCUUGAUGGAUCUGUGUCGCAAAAAAAGCCCGCAGUCCGAGGGUGACCGAGAUAGUCGAGUGGAGAUCUACAAUGCAUUUGGCAUCCUGGAAGAGGCCCGGGACCAGUCGCCCUUCGCCGAGAAGAUCCUGGAGUCAUUCUAUGCUAUUCUCCGCCGACAUAAUAUCCCCAUCUCGGGUAGCGAAGGCAAGCCGGUAGCCCGACCAGGCAAUAGCAGCGAGCAGGCAGCGAAACAACCUAUAAAUAAGUCUGUACCGCGCAAAAGCACCGAAAUGACCGAAGGUGCGCCUGAUCCGAGCCUUCCGUCAUUCGAUGACCUCUGGCAGGCCUUUGACACCAAUGUGGAUCCUUCAUCUCUCGUGGACUGGAAUACGCUCUUCUCCGAGCUGGACUCUCCUUUUGUGUCGAUGUGA
Messenger RNA from Penicillium cinerascens, 2106 nucleotides. RefSeq names its product Zn(II)2Cys6 transcription factor. The record is from RefSeq and is a predicted model, not a curated record. Gene Ontology annotation, molecular function: DNA-binding transcription factor activity, RNA polymerase II-specific; zinc ion binding. The coding region runs from base 1 to 2106 and encodes 701 amino acids. The transcript is spliced from 3 exons. Gene Ontology annotation, biological process: regulation of DNA-templated transcription. Lineage: Eukaryota; Fungi; Ascomycota; Eurotiomycetes; Eurotiales; Aspergillaceae.